UCCAGCCCACCCGGACCCUGUCUCUUCUGUCUACUACCAUCAGGCUGAAGGAGAGUUCCAAUCUACAUCAUCAUCUCCAAAUACUGUUGGUUUCUUCUAAGUUAUUUUAUUUAUUUUGGUUUUACUAUAUGUAUUAUUAUCGGCUACAUGGAUUAAGUUUGAUGUCUGACUUAUUAUUCAUGUCCUUAUUUCAUCUUUGCGCAUGUUUCUUUGAUCUAAAUCAUAUUCUAAGUAGAUUUCUUAAAGAGGGCUUUUCUAUCCGCUCUGAUUCUACGUUCCGCUCUCAUGACGUCACUGUAAACAAACAUGGCGGAUCUUUAUCCGUUAAAUCUAAAACUCUUUUUAUAACCCUUAAAACCUGCGGCACUAAGUAAACAUCUUACAAUCUUACAAUUAAAUUACAACAUGUAACAAAACGUCUCGUUUUCGUCGCUCAGAGCGAACAAAUGUUUAGUUUGAAUUUUAACCGUUAGCUGCGCUUGGUGGUUACCGAGGCAACGUUAGCCAACAGUAAGCUAGCGGAGGUUAGCUUUUCUAAAGGUAGAUUUUUAUUUAAUAAGUCGCUUUUUCGUCCAUGUGUUUUAUGCCGAAUUAAAGCACAUGCGUUUCUUCCUCACGGGAUCUGGAGACGUCUGUAGUAAUUUUUAAAAACUAAGGAAUAUUUUUAAGUUGAGUUUAAAUAAGGAAACGUCUAAUGAACUCCGGACAGACCUGAGGACAUGGAGCAGUACACCAUCCUGGGCCGGAUCGGGGAGGGAGCUCAUGGCAUCGUGUUCAAGGCCAAACACAUCGAGACCGGACAGACUGUAGCCCUGAAGAAGGUGGCCCUGAGGAGGCUGGAGGACGGGAUCCCCAACCAGGCUCUGAGGGAGAUCAAGGCUCUGCAGGAGAUAGAGGACAACCAGCACGUGGUGAAGCUGAAGGACGUCUUCCCUCACGGCACCGGCUUCGUCCUUGUGUUUGACUUCAUGCUGUCGGACCUGUCGGAGGUCAUCAGGAACUCGCAGAGACCUCUGACCCCGGCCCAGGUCAAAGGUUACAUGAUGAUGCUGCUCAAGGGCGUGGCCUUCCUGCAUCACAACAACAUCAUGCACCGGGACCUGAAGCCGGCCAACCUCCUCAUCAGCUCCUCAGGUCAUCUGAAGAUCGCUGACUUCGGUCUGGCCCGGUUAUUCAGUGAUAGAGGAGAGAGACUCUACAGCCACCAGGUGGCCACCAGGGCGGUGGGUUGUAUCUUCGGGGAGCUGCUGAACUCUUCUCCUCUGUUUCCUGGAGAGAACGACAUCGAGCAGCUCUGCUGUGUCCUCAGAGUCCUAGGAACCCCCACACAGGACAGCUGGCCCGAGAUCGUGGAGCUGCCAGACUACAAUAAGAUCUCCUUUAAGGAGAACCCAGCCAUCCCGUUGGAGGAGAUCGUUCCUGACACGUCUCCUCAGGCCGUCGACCUGCUCUACAAGUUCCUGGUUUAUCCGUCCAAUCAGCGCUGCUCUGCCGGACAGGCUCUCCUCCACCCUUACUUCUUCUCCUCUCCUCUUCCCGUCCACCACUCAGAGCUGCCCAUCCCUCAGAGGGGGGGGGUCCAGCCCCCUCGCCCCCCCCGGCUGCAGGCUCCGCCCACUGACUUCUCCGUAGACCUGCCCCUGCAGAGCAGCGUGGUAGACCCUGCACUGCUGCAGGGCCACGCCUCCAGGUGACUGUGAGGUCAUAGGUCCUCCUCCUCCUCCUGCUCCUCCUCCUCCUGCUGCUCCUCCUCCUCCUGCUGCUCCUCCUCCUCCUGCUCCUCCUCCUGCUCCUCCUCCUCCUGCUCCUCCUCCUUCAGCUGAAGGUAAAAACUGUUGUGACUCUGAGCAGCUCUUCAAUCAGCGACUGUUCCUGGAGCGAACUCUCAGACAUGAUGUCAGGUUACUGGUCCAGAUCUGGACCCAGAUCCAACACCAAGGUCAGAACCCUCUUUAUGUCCAGGAGACGCCUGAGGAGGAGGAGGAGGAGGAGGAGGAGGAGGAGGAGGAGGAGGAUCCUCUGGCGUCUUCUGGGUUCCAUUAGAGUCACUGUUGGUUUGAGAUAAAGGCUAAAAUAUGAUGAUUAUUAUUAUUAAUUAUUAUUAAUGUGAGUGUAAUCCACUGAAGAGUUGCAGGAAACAAAUCAUGAACUCGUCUCAGUUCAGAUUAUAUAUAUAUGUAUAUGUAUGUAUAUAUAAGGACAGUGUGCAGCCAUAUCUACUCCUUCCAGACACAUCGACUCGUGAACUGUAAUAAAAUGUUACACUAAGUUGAAUUUUUGUAUUGAGAAAUGAAUGAGAAUCAUUUGCAUCUGUUUUGGGGUGUGUUGAUUUGUGUGUAUUUGUGUAUGUUUUGUGUUUGUAAAUGUGUAAAGUUAAAAUAAAAGAUAUUUAAAACAGAAAAACUAA
Mugil cephalus (flathead mullet) is the source of this 2407-nucleotide messenger RNA. It is a transcript of the gene cdk20, whose product is annotated as cyclin-dependent kinase 20. The coding region runs from base 720 to 1694 and encodes 324 amino acids. The record is from RefSeq and is a predicted model, not a curated record. NCBI's taxonomy places the organism in Eukaryota, Metazoa, Chordata, Actinopteri, Mugiliformes, Mugilidae. Gene Ontology annotation, cellular component: nucleus. Gene Ontology annotation, molecular function: cyclin-dependent protein serine/threonine kinase activity; ATP binding. The transcript has 7 exons. Gene Ontology annotation, biological process: protein phosphorylation.